CCAGCAAAGUCAUAAACCAAACUCUAUAAAUUUCUUCACCUUCUUCUCCUUUCGCUUCAUAUUGUUUUCUUUCUCUUUUCUCUCACAAAUACAGAGAACGCUUCACCCCGAAUCAAUCGAUUCCAAUGGCGCAGAAUCAAGCAAUGACGCUUCUGCUUCUGUUUGGAUUUCAAUUAUUGCUAGGAGUUGCAGUAGUAGCAGCUGAUGACUCCACUGAACUCGGCACUGUUAUUGGUAUCGAUCUCGGAACAACGUACUCAUGUGUAGGUGUUUACAAGAACGGUCGUGUGGAGAUUAUAGCCAACGACCAAGGGAACAGAAUCACACCCUCUUGGGUUGCAUUCACUGACACCGAGCGUUUGAUAGGAGAGGCAGCGAAGAAUCAAGCACCUCUCAACGCAGAGCGCACAGUUUCCGAUGGGAAGCGCCUAAUUGGAAGAAAGAUUGAUGAUGAUGAGGUACAGAGAGACAUGAAGCUAUUACCUUUCAAGGUUGUGAACAAGGAUGGAAAGCCUUACAUAGAGGUGAGAGUCAAAGGUGAGAAAAAGUUGUUUAGCCCUGAAGAGAUAAGUGCUAUGGUUUUGACUAAAAUGAAGGAAACAGCUGAAGCUUAUUUGGGGAAGAACAUCAAAUCUGCUGUUAUCACUGUUCCAGCUUAUUUCAAUGAUGCUCAAAGGCAGGCUACUAAGGAUGCAGGCAUCAUUGCAGGGCUUAAUGUGGCUAGAAUAAUUAAUGAGCCAACAGCAGCUGCUAUAGCAUAUGGACUAGACAAGAAAGGAGGAGAGAAGAACAUCUUAGUUUAUGAUCUUGGUGGUGGUACAUUUGAUGUCAGCAUCUUAACCAUUGAUAAUGGUGUGUUUGAGGUUCUCUCUACCGGUGGAGAUACCCACUUAGGAGGAGAGGAUUUCGACCACAGACUUAUGGACUAUUUCAUCAAAUUGAUAAAGAAAAAGCACCAGAAAGACAUCAGCAAAGAUAACCGGGCUCUUGGGAAGCUCCGAAGGGAAUGUGAAAGAGCUAAGAGAGCUUUGAGCAACCAGCACCAGGUGCGAGUGGAGAUCGAGUCUCUUGUUGAUGGCAUUGACUUGUCGGAGCCAUUGACAAGAGCCAAGUUUGAGGAUCUGAAUAUGGAUUUGUUCAAGAAGACCAUGGGGCCUGUGAAAAGAGCUAUAGAAGAUGCAAGGUUGAAAAAGACAGAAAUUAAUGACAUUGUGCUAGUUGGUGGCAGCACCAGGAUUCCAAAGGUACAACAACUCUUGAUGGAGUUUUUUGAUGGAAAAGAACUGAACAAGGGGAUCAAUCCUGAUGAGGCUGUUGCAUUUGGUGCUGCUGUCCAGGGUGGAAUACUCAGUGGUGAAGGCGGGGAUGAAACCAAAAACCUUCUUCUUCUUGAUGUUACUCCUCUAAGUUUGGGGAUAGAGACAGUGGGAGGUGUUAUGACCAAAUUGAUACCAAGGAACACUGUUAUUCCUACAAAGAAAUCUCAGGUUUUCUCCACUUACCAAGACCGGCAAACCACUGUGUCCAUCAAUGUUUUUGAAGGUGAAAGAACACUAACAAAGGAUUGUCGUGAACUUGGGAGAUUUGAUCUGUCUGGGAUUCCAUCUGCUCCAAGGGGAGUGCCACAAAUUGAAGUUACUUUUGAAGUUGAUGCCAAUGGAAUCCUGCACGUGAAAGCAGAAGAUAAGGCAGCAGGUAAAUUGAAAUCAAUCACCAUCACCAAUGAUAAAGGGCGUUUGAGCCAAGAAGAGAUUAAUAGAAUGGUUAAGGAGGCAGAGGAAAUGGCUGAAGAGGACAAGAAAGUGAAGGAAAGAUUGGAUGCACGGAACAAGUUGGAGACUUACAUUUAUAAUAUGAGGAAUACCAUCAGUGACAAGGAGAAUAUUUCAGAUAAGAUUGAUUCAGAUGUUAUGGAGAGGAUAGAGAAUGCGCUGAAGGAAACUCUUGAAUGGUUAGAUGAUAACCAAAGCGCAGAGAAAGAUGACUAUGAAGAGAAAUUAAAGGAAGUUGAAGCUCUAUGUAAUCCAAUUAUCAAACAAUUAUACGAGAAGAAUGGUGGAAGAUCCUCUUCUUUCGAUGAUGAAGAAGAAUCAAGUGAUGAACUGUAGAUACUCAGAAGUCAGAACCAUUUUUUCUUUUGGUUUAUUUAUCGAUUGCCCACAUCUUCAUAGUAUUACUGCA
Messenger RNA from Lotus japonicus, 2181 nucleotides. Its product is annotated as luminal-binding protein 4-like. Gene Ontology annotation, cellular component: endoplasmic reticulum chaperone complex; cytoplasm; nucleus. Gene Ontology annotation, molecular function: ATP hydrolysis activity; ATP-dependent protein folding chaperone; heat shock protein binding. Gene Ontology annotation, biological process: cellular response to unfolded protein; endoplasmic reticulum unfolded protein response; protein refolding. The coding region runs from base 126 to 2108 and encodes 660 amino acids. The record is from RefSeq and is a predicted model, not a curated record. NCBI's taxonomy places the organism in Eukaryota, Viridiplantae, Streptophyta, Magnoliopsida, Fabales, Fabaceae. The transcript is spliced from 7 exons.